Didymodactylos carnosus is the source of this 887-nucleotide messenger RNA. The record is from the annotation of a GenBank genome assembly. NCBI's taxonomy places the organism in Eukaryota, Metazoa, Rotifera, Eurotatoria, Philodinida, Philodinidae.
CAGCAGUGUGAACAAAUUUAAAAUCAUUUGUAUUCUUUUUCUAGCUACAACGACGAGUACUACAUCAACAACAGCGUCAACGACCACUAGUACUACAACAACAUCCAGAACCACAUCAACUACCUCCACAACGGCUACCACAUCAACAACUACAACGACGAGUACUACAUCAACAACAGCGUCAACGACCACUAGUACUACAACAACAUCCAGAACUACAACGACGAGUACUACAUCAACAACAGCGUGUUAUUUUAGCAACAACGGCUACUACAGCAACUAGUACGACCAGUACAAGUUCUUCAACUACAACAUCCACAACUGCAACAACAGUGGUAACAACAACAACAGUGGCAACAACAACAGUGAGAACAACAACGAUAUAUGUGCCUCCGGGUGAACUACCAAAACAUGGGCAUUCAAUAUUCCAGAAUUCUUGUACAUCGUCCCUCGGUGGUCCAAUAACAUUGCUGUAUAUGUCAAAUGCCGCUGCAUUUGCUUACACAUAUCACUCUUUUAAUUACGUAGCCACAUCAUAUCAAGCAACACUUUCGUUAGCAUUUCGUCAAGAUCCAAGCUAUUGGUGUGUGGAUGAUAUUGCCGUUACGUAUAGUGGCGUUAAUUCAUUUCAAAACGGUGGAUUUGAAACAGGCUCAUUAGGUUCAUAUUAUACAUUUUGUAACCCUCAAACUGCAUCAUCAUCGGGAACAGUUUCAACCGCAUGUCCUCACACAGGAUCUUAUAGUUAUUAUGACGGAUCUGUUACAAAUCCCGAUUAUAUAAGUCAAACAUUUGCCGUUGUAUCUGGUCGAACAUACGUUGUCGGCUUUUGGAUUCGAAACAUGGGUGGACCGACAAAUAGUGCUACGAUCAUUAUUGGUACUUAG